Leishmania braziliensis MHOM/BR/75/M2904 is the source of this 759-nucleotide messenger RNA. RefSeq lists its product as hypothetical. The transcript has a single exon. The coding region runs from base 1 to 759 and encodes 252 amino acids. The record is from RefSeq and is a predicted model, not a curated record. NCBI's taxonomy places the organism in Eukaryota, Euglenozoa, Kinetoplastea, Trypanosomatida, Trypanosomatidae.
AUGAAGCGGAAAACCAACCCAACUGAGCCGGUGCCGUUACCAACCUGCACGGCGGUGGGGCCAGAGGACAUGGUGCUGGUCGCGUGCACCUCGGGCGAGGUGUUCCUCGUGGAACGUAACUGCGCCACUGUUAGCAGAUAUUGCCGUGACGUGUUGCACGUCUGGGAAGGUGCCGUGCACCGCGCCGUGGCGCAGAGUGGAAACGAGGGUAUCACCCCGAGUGACGGCGCAACGGCUGAGGCCGCCGUGGUCCUUUGCACUGACGCAGGCUCGCACAGCCGGGAGGCUGGCAUCCCGCUCGCCACUGAGCCAGCCGAAAUACCCUUCAUGUCGUUCCUGGACGCUGAUGAUGCCUCGCCUCUCGAGGCCAUUCGACACAUCCCAGUCACUCUAGUCGCUGAGCACUACCAGCAGCGCCUGCGAGCGGCGGAGGCAGCCACGCCGACCAAGAUUGACCGUCCGCCAUUGAAGCUCGUGUCCAGCUCUGGCGACCGCAAGGGGGCGCCCGUCAUAGUCCCAAAGCCCAUCAGCCCACUGGCGCCAAUAGAGAGUGACGAUGGGGCACUGAUGUUCCCGGUCGUGGUGAUACCAUACAUGACCGCGGAACUGAUGGAGGUGGCGCUAUCGUACGCGCAUAAAAAGUACAAAGUCGAUGUCGACGGUGAGAAGCCGGGUGCGGAGUCGGCUGCGCCGGUCACCGCUGCCUCAGCGGAAGGCCGCUGGCAACUAAUAGCGGCCUCUGUGUUGACUGGCAUGUGA